Molecule: messenger RNA, 1753 nt
Organism: Pseudoliparis swirei
Lineage: Eukaryota; Metazoa; Chordata; Actinopteri; Perciformes; Liparidae
Product: layilin-like
Exons: 3
Coding region: 541-1068 (175 amino acids)
Source: RefSeq, a predicted model, not a curated record
UAUCCUCCCUUUUCAGGUUAACUUGUUGGUAUGGAUGUACGAUGUUCCCUGAGAAUGUUGUUGGUCUGUUUUGGUCAAUUUAGAGUUGAGUUUUAACGUGAAUAUUGAAGUGUGUGUCAGUGUGAACGUGAGUUCCUGCCUGUUGCCAGUGAAAUUGUAGCUAGCUGUAAGUGUAACCGUCAUUCUGUGAUUCACAGAGGUUACGUUACUUUGAUGUUUCGGAUUAUAUGUACUUAGAUAAAUUAUUGUGUUGGACAAAUACGGCCAACAGUAAAGCCCUUGCUGAGGAAAAGACAACAAAACACUUGUGAUUAUUCAUCCCCCGUUUUCAGGGGUGUAACACAUGUCACAUUGGCUUAUAUGCUCUUGUAGCCCAGGCUUUGCUGUUUAGUUUGGUAUGCGGCAUCUUUGUUUUUGAUUCAUUACAUAUGAACACAUGAACGUGAACCCAUGAAUAACAUACUGAGGAUCUAGUUUGCAGCACUUCACUCUGCUCUACCUUCAGGGCCCAGUGAGACUUUUAUCUUAAUUAACACCUCCAUGACGUGGACUGAGGCCCAGAGCUACUGCAGAGAACACCACACAGACCUGGCCAUGGUGAGGAACUUGGAGGAGAACCAGAUAGUACAGAAUCUGGUACCCCCACGAGAACAAGUCUGGAUCGGCCUUUUCAGAGAUGGAUGGAAGUGGUCUGAUGGAAGUGACUCCUCAAUGAGGAACUGGAAAACUCAUGAGCCUCGUGGUUCCAGUAAGACUGGUGUGGCAGCAGAUUUUAGUGCCGAUGGACUAUGGGAGGCCCUGGACUCUGAUGUCAAGUCAGUGUUCAUCUGCUACAUUGAUGAUGUUCCUGUUUCAAAGCGAGUGGUGAAGGUGAGGCUGGAGAAGAGCAGCUCCUCUCUGGAUCUGAACGACCCUGUGGUGAUGGAGAACCUCUUGAAGCAGCUCAAACAGAGGCUGGAGGACCAGGGGCAGAACGGCGUCAUCAAACUGAGCUGGAAGAAGCAGUCGGAUGGAAAAGUCUUUCACAAGGAAGAGAAGGAGACCAAGAAGAGAAAAAAUGAGCUGUAAUGUUCUUUCAACCCACCCUGGUUCUCCCCCUCUUCCUCCUUUUCUUCUUCCUCUCCAUCAAUGGUAGAAAGAACCAAAGUACCCCAGGACCGACCCGUUGCUGUGAAGUACCCUGUUCCCCUCUCAUAGUCCUUUAGACUCUUACUCUACUACAUUGAUGUGGUAUAGUUUAUAUUCUCUGUGACAUAAGGGUUCUAACAUGUUCUUCCUAAUGGCCUGAGGUUCUCCUAGAACCAUUUGCUUCUAAAAAACCUUUUCCUUCUUCGAGGAUUUUUAAAAGCCUCGAUGUUUAGAAGGGCUGCACUGUGGUAGUGGUGUAGCGGCUGCACUAUAGUCUCAAAGCAAGAGGGGCCUGGGUUCUGGUCUGGGUAGUCUUUCUGUGUAGGAGCGUGGGUUCCCUCUGGGUUCUACGGCUUCCUCCCACAGUCCAAAGACAUGCAGCACAGUAAGUAAAAUAUAAAAUGUGUGAUGAGCUUUUUAAAUACGACGCAUUGAUUUGUUAAAUCUCAACCUGCUGCAGUGUGAAGGUGUGACUGACAUGUAAAUGAGCAAUACUGGUCCAAGAACCAGCUGUUUAUUAUAUUAUAAUUCUCUAAAAGAGUUUAUUCUGCAUAAAGAGUGCUUUUACUUUCGAUAAUGAGGAACAUUCUUCAGUCGUUUGUACAUCCAUCAUUCUGAAUGUGGG